AUGGAAGAAAUUUAUCAAAGGCUAAGCGAGGAGGUGAACUUGUGGCAGGGCUUUAGCAAUUCGGAUGAGACAUCGUUUGAAGUCAUCGAAGCAAGACUUCAACAUACGGGCGGGAACAUCACCACCAGCAGUAGGACGGUUGACCUGAAAGAGUUGGGCAGUUGGCUAGUCGAAGAAGCAGGAGACUAUGAAGAUCCGAAACAGUCUCUGGUUUUGCGCCUAGCUUUAAUAGGCUGCGAUAUCAAAUCCAAGGUCCUAAAGCUAUCGAAACAAGUACUGGAUCCCCUGCUCGAAGAAUUCAAUCUUGAGCUAGCCUACACAUACUCACAGAGUUGCAUCACAAAUGUGUCUGCUAUUCCAUCCAAAGGCUCCCAGACAUAUUCAUUCUGCUAUAUGCCUAAGCUGGUGGCUGUCUGGGCGCAGAAGCACCUCGACACAAGAAGCGCGACUAAUCGACCACAUCUUACACAGGGGCUCAUAUUCGUCGAAGAGUCUAACAAGGGAUUCCUCUCUGACAAUCUCUGCUCAUCUUGGAAUGCCUUGCUUUAUCAUAGCCCCAUGUUUCCGGCCUUUUUAUUUAGCAUGAUCCUCAGCGUGCAGAUUCAUUAUGAUGAGGGGAGGAUCAAGUUGAAGUUACGCGAUAUUGAAGAGCGGACAGGCCAGGAUAGAAUGGUUGAUCGAAAGCACGAGGAAAAUACGACAGCUACAUAUAUCAAACUGGCUGCCCAGCUGGACCGACAUGCGGUAAAGCUUGCCAGCGUGGGAAGGAAGAGUAAAAUGGCAGAAAAGACGCUGGCUUUCAUCUUGAAGAAUACACCGGAAACGCGGGCUUUCGAUCCGUCGACUAAGACAGCUGCAUCAGACCAGUCCUACCAACUACUGAGAAACCAUGUGUCUCUCUUGCAAGAUAGACUAUCAAUGCAAGCUGUCGACAUAGAAUUCACUCUGAAACGUGUCCAUCUCCAGACCAACAUUCUCACAGGUAUCAUCUCCAGAGACGAUAUCAAAGCGAACCUCGACCUUGCAGAAUCCCAGCAUCGCGACUCUUUGUCGAUGAAAACACUAGCCAUCGUCACCAUGGUCUUCCUCCCUGGAAGCUUCAUCUCCGCAUUGUUCUCAACGUCCAUGUUUGACUGGAACAGCGUCGACCCCAAGUCAAACAGCAUUGGGGUGCGAACAAUGCCCCAAUUCAGUCUGUACUGGGCCAUCACCAUCCCUCUCACUUUGAUUACCUUUUUGCUUUACUUUUUCUGGCUGCGAGUGAUGAAGCAGCAGCGAGACCGCAAGAAGCAG
Messenger RNA from Trichoderma virens Gv29-8, 1293 nucleotides. RefSeq lists its product as uncharacterized. The record is from RefSeq and is a predicted model, not a curated record. Lineage: Eukaryota; Fungi; Ascomycota; Sordariomycetes; Hypocreales; Hypocreaceae. The annotation marks the transcript as partial. The transcript has 2 exons.